This is a messenger RNA of Perca fluviatilis (European perch), 1667 nucleotides long. It is a transcript of the gene stx5a, whose product is annotated as syntaxin 5A. The transcript has 12 exons. The record is from RefSeq and is a predicted model, not a curated record. NCBI's taxonomy places the organism in Eukaryota, Metazoa, Chordata, Actinopteri, Perciformes, Percidae. Gene Ontology annotation, cellular component: endomembrane system; SNARE complex; Golgi membrane. Bases 297 to 1286 code for a protein of 329 amino acids. Gene Ontology annotation, biological process: vesicle fusion; intracellular protein transport; endoplasmic reticulum to Golgi vesicle-mediated transport. Gene Ontology annotation, molecular function: SNARE binding; SNAP receptor activity.
GAUUUUCCGUCCCUGUAAAGUAGACGUGGCAGUGACGUCAAUGCCGGAAACGACCGGAACUUUAACUCCUGGGUUGAUUAGUUUUUACCAGCAACAUCGAGGGCUCUCGGAAUAUGUUGUAAUAUCGAUUGAAACGUGUGUACAUAUGUCCAUGAAGGAUACCCAACCUUGUGUUUGAGUUUCCGCACACCGGGAGAUCUUCCUAUUAAUCCAUAACACAGAGCAAAGGUAAAGACACGGCAGUUCCAGGUGGUUUCUGGUCUACAGCGGGCUGGUGACCCUUUACCGGCGGCAAGAUGACGUGCCGUGACCGGACCGUCGAGUUCCAGUCAGCCUGUAAAUCUCUCCAGGGCAGGCCGAAUGGAGUCCAGCCCAGUAAACCAAUUAUUAGCGCUCUCAGGCAGCGCAGUGACUUCACAGUUAUGGCCAAGAGAAUUGGAAAAGACUUGAGCAAUACAUUUGCCAAACUGGAAAAGCUCACCAUUUUGGCAAAAAGAAAAUCUCUAUUUGACGACAAGGCAGUGGAGAUCGAGGAGCUAACGUACAUCAUUAAACAAGACAUCAACAGUCUAAACAAACAGAUAGCACAGCUACAGGACUUGGUGAGGUCCCGCGGAGCUCCAGGUGGCCGACACAUCCAAACCCACUCUAACACUAUAGUGGUGUCUUUACAGUCCAAACUGGCUUCAAUGUCCAAUGACUUCAAAUCAGUCCUAGAAGUCAGAACAGAGAACCUGAAGCAGCAGCGCAGCAGGAGAGAGCAGUUCUCCCAGCCCCCUGUCUCGUCUUCUCCUCUGAUGGCCAACAACUUCAGGAGCCGAAAAAAAGGGGCCCAGGAGCCGCAUGCAGCUCGCGAGCCGCGCAAUGGUUACCAGGGCAAUACAACCUCAAAUUUAAAAGAGAGCUCGGUCCUGAUGCAGGAUGAGUCCAGGAGUAUGGGGGAUGUAGCCAUCGAUAUGGACUCUCAGACCAAUCCUUUGCAACUCCAGCUUAUUGAUGAGCAGGACUCAUACAUCCAAAGCCGUGCGGACACCAUGCAGAACAUUGAAAGCACCAUCGUGGAACUGGGCUCUAUAUUCCAGCAGCUGGCGCACAUGGUAAAGGAGCAAGAGGAGACCAUCCAGAGGAUCGACGCUAAUGUGGAGGACACCCAGCUGAAUGUGGAGGGCGCCCAUACUGAGAUCCUCAAAUACUUCCAGUCCGUCUCCUCCAACCGCUGGCUGAUGAUCAAGAUCUUUCUCGUCCUCGUUGUCUUCUUUAUCAUCUUUGUUGUCUUCUUUGCUUAAAGAAAAGAGGAGCAGCUGAGAGAAGAGGAAGAGCACAUUGAAUGAGGGGAAGUGAAACUAAAACUGGACUGAGAAGACAUGUCCAGACGACAUAUUUGAAGGGCAGACUUAUCUAUCAAAGUGAUGGUUUGAUAAAGGCUUGGGAGACGCUCGGACUAAUAAAGACUUUUCCAUUAAUACAGACUUUCCGGUUAGUCCCAAGCUACAGACUCUUGAUCUUUAUUAGACAAUUCAGUGAAGAAUGAAGAUGUCGAACUUUGUCCAAAUGAAAGAAUAAAUUAUCUUAAAUCCCCACUUUGUAUAGAAAUGGAGCAAAAACUGCUCAGUAUUGUACUUUGACCAAUUAUUCAUAAACAUUUAAUCAAAAUGGCUAUAAUUUAA